Chara braunii is the source of this 1771-nucleotide messenger RNA. The record is from the annotation of a GenBank genome assembly. NCBI's taxonomy places the organism in Eukaryota, Viridiplantae, Streptophyta, Charophyceae, Charales, Characeae.
CGGGGAAGCUUGAUUUCUUCACACUGACGCCGCGGGAGAGAAAGGAUCGGGGUUUCGAUUUUCGGAUGGACGAGCGUGUGUAUUCAGAGAUGAUGGCCAUGUCCAGGGGCGAUCACACUAUACACCCCACGAAUCUGGCGGACACAUGUGCGGCGGGAGGUGUUCAACUACCAGGACGGCCUGGAGGUCAGAACGAUUCAGGCCGUAGUGACGGAUGCAGGGAUGGGCAGGACGACGAUCAGGGAUCGACGCGGAAUUCAAGUUUCAGCGGCGGUGGUGUGGGCGGGUGCGGCAAAAGGAAGAAUGUGGGACAACAGACCUUCGACACGAUUGCGGACGUCAUGAAGGACCACGGGAGUCUGAUGGCGACGACGGUGGACAGCGCGAGCAAGAGGCAGUGCUCAAUUCUCACUAGGCAAUGCAACAUUCUCGAGGAAGAGCUAGAAGUGCAGAAGGAGCACUACGUGAAGGCCGACCAGGCGAACCUAUUGAUGACCCCAAGGGUGGCAGGGGUUGUCAUAACGGAGGUGCGCAUCCCGAGGCAACUUCCCACGGCGGCGGGGCAGGGCCAGCCACGUCAGGCACUUCCCCUGCAACAGCUGGGGGCUUCAGGGGGGGGAAAAGCACAGUCCACGCAAAAGGGCGAUGCAACAGCGAUCGGCACUCGGACGGCGGCGGCGGAUCACAGUGGUAGAAGCGGAGUCGCCGAAGGUGCGGCCGAGGAGAGGGUAGAACACGGUCAGGGACCAGGGAAACCGUUGAGGGAGGCGGUUGGGGAGUGCGCGGACUACUUCAUCGCAAUCGCCAACGGAGACGCAGGGGUCGAACCACCUGCGAUGCUCAUACUGCCGCCGAACGACGUGCCGCGCUUCAAGAUCGAGGGCCCUGCGCAACGUGAACCGGCUCUGCGCAGAGCGUGCAGCGUGGAGAAACCGGUGCUGCGCGCCAUCCACGGCUGGAUCUUCAAAUCGUCGUCGCGGUCGGGUAGAUUCGCUCGUGCAGAGUCGUACAUCAGCGUCGACAUUGCCACUGACGUCGCACGAGCAGUUUGGCAGGGGCAGAAAUGGUCGAACGUGGUGUCCCCUGCCCUUGUGUACCACACUCUGGCGAUGAAGAUGGACGUGCCUCUGUGGUUCGCGGGGGUAAAGAUUGUGGAUCGGCCUGAGGACGACGACAUGGCGGCGCGGCAGAAGGCGACAGUUCUUCGCAUCGCGGAGUGCUGGACAGACGCACUGUGGUGUGGACAAUGGGCGGACAACGGUCGCGUGAAACAUGAGAGGUUGUUUAGGCUUGCAGACUGUCUUCGAGCGUUGUUGAGCGCGUGCAUGUGGAUCAUGCGCAUGGGUGGUGACGACGACCGUUCGCACUACGAGGCGUGCCUUUACUCGUCCAUGGUCGCCAAACCGACAAUGAUAGCGGCGGGGUCGUACAUCUUCAACUGGCGGCGACACAUCGUCGACAGCGCGAACCUCGUCUUGGAUCGUAUAGGGAAGUCUCACCUCACGCAGGGAGAAUACCCGCACUGCAUUCCGGAAUGGUGUGACUGCGGGUUGGUGUUCGGCCACAACCCGGCCCUGAAGAACGCGGCGGAAGCCGCGAAACACGGAUGGAUUGGCAGCGGGCCCGCGGCGGAGGAGGUGGGAGACGAGGACAGUUGACACGUGGAUGCUUGUCACCCGUGUUUCCCUUCCUCAUGCGAUCGCCGGAUCCUAAUGAUUGCACCUACCAUGAAGGAAGGGGGGAAAAAUGAAAAUGAAAACUUUGAACUACU